UCAGUGAGAGUUCAGGUGUUGACUACCGAGCAUUGGUAGGAGAUAGAUCUUUGCAUUUACUUGAAAUUGUGGCACUCUAAGGUUAUGGCCAGCACAGCAAGAGCAGCCCGCCUUUAUGUCGGCAACCUGUCCUGGACUGUUGGUCAUCGCCAACUAAAAGAAUACUUUUCCCAGUUUGGACCAGUACAAAAUGCUAGAGUAGUGUUUGACCGUUCUACAGGCCUUAGUAAAGGAUACGGUUUCAUAGAGUUUGCCAACUCAUCUGCUGCUGCAGAUGCUACUAACAAGCAAGUGCAUACAUUAGAAGGACUGAAUUUAGUUGUUCAAGUUCAAAAUAGUUAAACAGUUAAAGUCAAACCAUAGUUAGCUUUUACA
This is a messenger RNA of Spodoptera litura, 375 nucleotides long. Its product is annotated as SRA stem-loop-interacting RNA-binding protein, mitochondrial-like. Gene Ontology annotation, molecular function: RNA binding. Gene Ontology annotation, cellular component: nucleus. The record is from RefSeq and is a predicted model, not a curated record. NCBI's taxonomy places the organism in Eukaryota, Metazoa, Arthropoda, Insecta, Lepidoptera, Noctuidae.